Molecule: messenger RNA, 1356 nt
Organism: Durio zibethinus
Lineage: Eukaryota; Viridiplantae; Streptophyta; Magnoliopsida; Malvales; Malvaceae
Source: RefSeq, a predicted model, not a curated record
AAGGAGGCUUUGGCCCAACAAAAAUGAAGGAUUUGGGAAGGGUUUUAGUCCUUGUGCUUCCACUGGUUCUAAAUCUAAAAACCGAUACAAAGAUCAAAACCGGAGAAACCUUCGAAAGCAAAAUAUAAAAGAACAGAAAACAUGGGCAAAGAAGGUGAGCUAUGGGACGACUCCGCCCUUAUCGACGCCUUCGACAACGCCAUGUCCAAAUACAAGAGGAUGCAUGGCAUGAAAAACAGUGAGACCAAUGUCUCUGUUGGUGUUGAUCAAACUGCUGAUGAGGCUGUAAAACAUGGGGAUGAAGAAGAGAACAGCAAUGCUACAUCAAAUACUGGAACAGAAACGGAUGAGGCAAAGGAUCUUCAGCUGGUUAAAGAAAAUCAUACUGUACAUUUACAGAUACCUGAACCUUAUAUAGAUUCAUCAACUAGUCUGCCUAUGCCGGAUAAUCAAGAUGGAAAUAAAGGCUAUUCAUAUUUGCAAGGUGGACAAGACUAUAACCAAUUACUCAGCCAAUAUUAUGAGGUUGAAGACAAGAGACAAAAGAUCCUGCAGCAUCUUCAGCAAUUUGGUAGCUGGAAUUACCAAUGUUCUGCUGAGGGUUCUAGCGCAGCUGGACAAUGGGGUACCUCCUGUGCUUCUCAGGAAUAUCAGAAUCUGAUUCCUACAAGUCAAGCUUCACACUCCACUGUCAUGUGUUCGUGUUGCCCAUAUAUGUAUCAAUCUGUGGUGACUCCAUGUACAUCAUAUCCUUGCUGUUCUUUGGUUGGGACAUGUGUUAAUAAUACUAGCACUGAACCAAAUGGUGCAAUGGCUCACGGAAACUUACCAAUGGUAAUAGACUCUGACAUUGUUAAAACAGCUAUGGGAGCUGCAGAAAAAGCAAUAUCCUCUAUGACAGCAAAAGCUUCUAUUAAUCCUAAUAUAAAUGAAGAGAAUAAGGAGAAGAAAGAUGGCGAAGGGGAAAUGAGUCAAACUACUAGCUGUGAAACUGAUCUCACUGUCCUUUUAAAUGCAUGGUAUUCUGCAGGCUUCUACACGGGAAAGUACCUUAUGGAGCAGAGUAUUGCUAGGAAAAGGCAGUGAUAGACAUUCUUCUGCAAUGUGGAAGAGAGCUUUUACAAGUUUUGUUGAUAUUAAUUAGCUUGGAUAUGUAGUUUUUGAAGAAUUUGGUGUAUUGCAAGUUCUAUAGACCAUAGGGUAAUAGUUCAACAUUGCUUAAAGUGACAAGUCACUCAAUCCCCUCUUGCUUUAUAUCUCAUUUCAGCUCUUGCUGUCAUGAUUGUGAAAUCUAGAUAUUUUUACAGUGAUAUAAUGUUUGGUUGCAUGCUGGAAAGUAAACUUCUUCGUGUUCAA